AUGAAAAACAUUGCCAUGUCCAUUCUGGCCGUCGUGGCCUUCGCCCAGGCUAGCCCAGUUGCCAAACCUUCCGAAACGCCGCGGCCCAUCACUCCCGCCCCGAUCAUUCCUCCUCCUCUCGGGGACAUUCGCGGUCUCGAUAUGCAGGACCCUGGUUUACCCAAGGACAAGAUCCCAUCGUGUGCCAUUCUUUGUAUCAAUAGUUAUGCCGAUAAGCGUGGCAAAUGCGAACUUGCCGACCAUCACUGCAUCUGCGCUGACCUGGACUUCCAAGACCCGGAUAUCAUGCGAUGCACCAUUGACGGCUGCGGCUACACCAAAUCUCAGAACCGCGUCGUCCCCGCUGUCGAGAACUUUUGCGCAGAGCGGCUGAAAAACUGA
Molecule: messenger RNA, 381 nt
Organism: Cordyceps fumosorosea ARSEF 2679
Lineage: Eukaryota; Fungi; Ascomycota; Sordariomycetes; Hypocreales; Cordycipitaceae
Product: Extracellular membrane protein, CFEM domain protein
Exons: 2
Coding region: 1-381 (126 amino acids)
Source: RefSeq, a predicted model, not a curated record